Molecule: messenger RNA, 1118 nt
Organism: Verruconis gallopava
Lineage: Eukaryota; Fungi; Ascomycota; Dothideomycetes; Venturiales; Sympoventuriaceae
Exons: 2
Coding region: 236-994 (252 amino acids)
Source: RefSeq, a predicted model, not a curated record
CCCGGCGCGCAACGUAAUGCGUCAUUCAUGGCAGACUAACUUAACUUGAAUGUUGCCAGUUCGUAUUGCUAAGUCUCGAUUGCGGAUCAGAUCUCGGGGCAGAUCUGAUCCCUCGACGUCAUCGAGACUGUCUCGGGCUCUAUAUAAAUCCAGCCCGCUCGUAGAACUCUGAGCAACCCCCACUUGAACGCAUCAACAAAGAACGCCAGGCUUCUGUUAUAUAUCAAUUAUCAACAUGACGAAAACUGCUUUGAUCAUCGGAGGCAACGGCAAAGUCAGCCGUGCUCUCACACCUCUUUUGACGGGAGCCACUCCAGCGUGGAAGGUUUACAGCCUUAUUCGCAAUCCAGAUCAAAAAUCCGCAGUUGAGGCCCUUGGUGCCGAGCCAAUCGUGAAGUCUGUCGAGGAUGCCAGCGUCGAUGAACUUGCGGCAACUUUCCACAAGUGCUUGCCCGUGGACGUCGUAAUCUGGUCAGCAGGUGCCGGAGGGGGAGACCGAAGCCGCACUGAAUCUGUCGACCACCUUGGGGCUAUCAAGGUCAUGGAUGCAUGCGCAAAGGAACACAUCAAACGAUUCAUCAUCGUCUCGGCGUUAGACUUGCGGGACAGAAACCUCGAUCCACCUUCGUGGUACAACGAUGACGACCACCAGCAAUCGGAGAAAGUGUGGUCUGCUAUAGGACCAUAUAUGCGUGCCAAAUUCGCUGCAGACAAAGAACUUGUGACUGGCAAUGAUAAGAGAGGGCUGGAUUACACCAUAGUCCGUCCGGGUCAUCUUACCGACGACGGUGCGAAGGGCACCAUCAGUGCUGGACACGUACAUCUAGGAACUCCAAUCGCUCGCGCUGAUGUAGCGCAGACAAUACUUGAAUGCAUCAAAAACGAUGGCACCAUCGGCAUGGCCUUUGAUGUCGUAGGUGGUGAGAUGGCUAUCAAAUUGGCAGUCGAACAAGUUGUUGCCAAAGGAGAGGACUGCUUCAAGGGAUUCUAUUAAGCGAUCAACUGUUAUUGUACAUCCAAUAAUAUAAAAUGAUUUGACGACCCAUCAAGCUGAGGCUUGACACAUGUUUCUUCAUGACAAGACCCGCGUCUUAACAUCGACCUUCUAUUCUUGUUCC